Staurois parvus is the source of this 369-nucleotide messenger RNA. NCBI's taxonomy places the organism in Eukaryota, Metazoa, Chordata, Amphibia, Anura, Ranidae. The record is from the annotation of a GenBank genome assembly.
GGUGUCCUCAUCAGAGUGCCCCCUUACAUCAGGUGUCCUCAUCAGAGUGCCCCCUUACAUCAGGUGUCCUCAUCAGAGUGCCCCCUUACAUCAGGUGUCCUCAUCAGAGUGCCCCCUUACAUCAGGUGUCCUCAUCAGAGUGCCCCCUUACAUCAACUGUCCUCGUCAGAGUGCCCCCUUACAUUAACUGUUCCCAUCAAAAUCCUGCUUACAUCAAAUGUCCUCAUCAGAGUGCCCCCUUACAUCAAAUGUCCCCAUCAAAAUCCUGCUUACAUCAAAUGCUCCCAUCAGAGUGUCCCCUUACAUCCUUUGUCCCUUUACAUCCCAGCACCCCCCUUGAUCCUGGCCUAUCUUGAAAUAGGAUCUGGC